CAAGAGCAUAAGAGUCAUUCUAUAGACCGUUCAAUGUUUUGACCUAGGUUAAUACCAGAGCUCUACAGUGCUCUACAUUCUGAUCUGGCAAGAAGGAAUAUUUAUGAUCAGGUGAACGUUAUCAAGUAAGUCUAUGUACGUCACACAUGAGGUCGUUUACCAGUUACGGGAACUUUCUCGAGGAAUGUCCAUGCUGACUCACAUGCCCUGUAAUCAGGAGGGGUUUGAGGGUCCAGCAGGCUUUAAAAGCAUGUGAGUAGGAAGACGAAACACUGGAAAGGAAAAACAUCACAGGUGCUGUAGGUUUUUAUUGUUGGAACAUCCUCGGACAAAAUGACAGUCAGCGUGUUUCUGGCUCUAUUGCUCCCCCUGCUGGUUGGGAGCACCUCAGUUUCUCAGGAACUGUUCCCAACAGACUGCUCUGACGUCUACACUAACGGACAAACCCUGAGUGGAGUUUACACCAUCUACCCUGCAGGUGACACACCUGUACAGGUGUACUGUGACAUGGGCUGUAAUGGACAGACAGAGGAUGCGAAGUGGACGGUGAUUCAGAGGAGAAUGGAUGGCAGUGUGAACUUCUACAGACCAUGGGAGCAGUACAAGAAAGGAUUUGGGAACAAAUACGGAGAAUACUGGCUGGGAUUGGAGAACCUCUAUCAGCUCACGCGCAAGAGGAAGUAUGAGCUGAGAGUGGACCUGCAGGACUUUGAGGCAGUGAAGGUUUAUGCCCAGUACUCUACUUUCUCUGUGGAAUCGGAAACUGAUGGCUACAAACUGCAUGUUGAUGGAUUCAUCAAUGGAGGAGCAGGUGAUUCACUGGCAACGUCAAAUGGACAGAAGUUCUCCACCUUCGACAAAGACCAGGACUCUACCGUGGACCAGAACUGUGCUAAAUCCUACCUCGGAGGGUUUUGGUACAAUGCUUGCCACUAUGCGAACCCCAACGGCAUCUAUCUGUGGGGAAAGGAUGGCACCCUUUUCGCUAUUGGAAAUGUGUGGUACCACUGGAAAGGCUAUGAUUAUGGUCUUAAGUUCAUCAGUAUGAAGAUCAGGCCUGUGCCUUAGAUGGGUAUACUUUGUUUUAUUUUUUUCUAUUUAGCAUGUAAUAUUUGCAGGUAGACACAAAGAAGAGCGUUAAAAUCUGUGUAAAUAUUUUUCAGUCCUUCCAUUUUAAUAAAGGUUUAUUGUUAUACAGGA
Molecule: messenger RNA, 1200 nt
Organism: Pygocentrus nattereri (red-bellied piranha)
Lineage: Eukaryota; Metazoa; Chordata; Actinopteri; Characiformes; Serrasalmidae
Product: microfibril-associated glycoprotein 4-like
Exons: 6
Coding region: 334-1068 (244 amino acids)
Biological process (GO): elastic fiber assembly
Source: RefSeq, a predicted model, not a curated record